AUGAAGGCGAAGGUGAAGAAGGGAUGGCUUGGCGUUCAUGUUGGAUUAGAGGAGGAUGGAGGGUUUCAGCGAUUUGUGAUUCCCAUAUCCUACCUUUACCAUCCACUUUUCAAGCUGCUUUUGGAGAAGGCUCAUGAGGUAUACGGCUACCACACGACGGCGCCUUUAAGGCUGCCAUGUUCCAUGGACGAUUUUCUUAAUCUCAAGUGGCGGAUAGAGAAAGAGUCCAACCAUCAUCUUCCUCUCACUUUGUCCUUCCACUCUUGUUGA
This is a messenger RNA of Durio zibethinus, 270 nucleotides long. Its product is annotated as auxin-induced protein 15A-like. The record is from RefSeq and is a predicted model, not a curated record. Gene Ontology annotation, biological process: response to auxin. Lineage: Eukaryota; Viridiplantae; Streptophyta; Magnoliopsida; Malvales; Malvaceae.